AUGCCACGCAGUACACAGCAGAACACACAUCCGACACUGCCAGCCGUGGCUACGCCAUUGGUCUCAGCAAGCGCAAAUCACGACGUGUCUGGCAACUACACUCGCGGCUAUGGGGGCACCGCCGUCCAGACAGCGCGGUCAAAUGAUGCCGCAGCCAGCACAGGGCCUCAUUCCGGUCGCGCGCACCCUGUCGGUAACCACCAACCUUCUGGUGCUUCCCAGGCUGACGAGCAGUCCAACACAGGCAAUGACGAUGUCGAGCCAGGAUCAGCUUCAGUGGUGCCAGUUUCUGAAAGGAUCAGCGACCCCAAGGCGAGGACAGCUUUGGUGAGCAGCGGCCGUAAUCACCAUCGGCAGAAAUGUCAUGACGACGACGGCGAUAACGAUCCUUUGCCCCCCGAAGUAGAGGUCCCCAGUGAUAGGACCUUGUGA
Molecule: messenger RNA, 432 nt
Organism: Microdochium trichocladiopsis
Lineage: Eukaryota; Fungi; Ascomycota; Sordariomycetes; Xylariales; Microdochiaceae
Exons: 1
Coding region: 1-432 (143 amino acids)
Source: RefSeq, a predicted model, not a curated record